AACCAAGAAUCGUCACUGUUAACUCCGCCCUGUGUUCCUGACCGCUAGCAGAGACAAGGAUAACAAAUGGAAGGUUAGCGGGGAUUGUCAAGUAACCUUUAUCAAAAACCUGCACCUGAUAUAGAGUAUUUGUCAUAUACAGCGAGAGGAUUUUCCUGUGGUAUGAAAAGGAAGGUUUGGUCCCCUCAUACAUUGUGAUCUGAAACAUGGAUUCUCAGAAAGUCCCUCUCCUCCGACGAACGGAUUCAGCCCAGGGUGACUUUUCACCUCUGAAACACUUUGUAGUGGCCAAGAAAAAGAUCGGUGAUGUGUUUGAACAACUCCUGCAGUAUGUGAAAGAAGCCUCUGCGUUUGUAGAAGAUACCUGCCAAAAUGAAGCCUUGGAAAACAUUGCCAGCCAGGACCAACAGGAGCAGAUUCAGGCUUAUGCAGACAAACUGGCUGUUAUCAAAGAAGUCUUAGCGCGCAGACACAUGAAGGUGGCCUUCUUUGGCAGAACAAGUAAUGGGAAGAGCACUGUAGUCAAUGCUAUGCUGAGGGACCGAGUGCUGCCCAGCGGCAUCGGCCACACCACCAACUGCUUCCUGAGCGUGGAGGGCACGGACGAGGACAAGGCCUACCUCAAGACGGAGGGCUCCGAAGAGGAGAAGAGCAUCAAGACAGUGAACCAGCUAGCACAUGCUCUGCACAUGGAUGAGAGCCUGGACGCAGGCUGCCUGGUGCGAGUCUUCUGGCCCAAGACCAAGUGUGCUCUGCUGAGAGACGACCUAGUUCUGGUGGACAGCCCCGGGACUGAUGUCACAACGCAGCUGGACAGCUGGAUCGACAAGUUCUGUCUGGACGCCGAUGUGUUUGUUCUGGUCGCCAACUCUGAAUCAACCCUCAUGAACACGGAGAAGCACUUCUUCCACAAGGUGAACGAGCGCCUCUCCAAGCCCAACAUCUUCAUCCUCAACAACCGCUGGGACGCCUCGGCCAACGAGCCCGAGUACAUGGAGGACGUCCGGAAGCAGCACACGGACCGCUGCGUCAACUUCCUGGUGGAGGAGCUGAAGGUGGUGGACCGCGAGCAGGCCCCCAACCGCAUCUUCUUCGUCUCGGCCAAAGAGGUGCUCAACUCCCGCAUGCAGAGAGCCCAGGGCAUGCCCGAGACCGGUGGCGCUCUGGCGGAGGGCUUCCAAGAGAGGCUCAGAGAGUUCCAGAGCUUUGAGAGGAGGUUCGAGGAGUGUAUCUCGCAGUCAGCAGUGAAAACAAAGUUUGAGCAGCACACGAUCAGGGCAAAGCAAAUCGCAGGGAAGGUCAAAGCCAUCAUGGACGCCAUCAACAUCGAGUCGGCCGAGAAGAGAGUGCUGUCGCUGGAGGACCGGGAAUACCAGAUGGACCGUCUGGAGUUUGUGAAGAACCAGCUGAACCUGCUCAUCCAGGACAUCAAGAUGAAGAUCAAGACCAUCACCGAGGAGGUGGAGGCCAAGGUUUCCAGUGCAAUGGGCGAGGAGAUCUGUCGCCUCAACGUGAUCAUCGACGAGUUUCACGCCGACUUCCACCCCUCCCCCCACGUCCUCAAGAUCUACAAAACGGAGCUGCUGGCCCACAUAGAGCAGGGCAUGGGCAAGAACCUGGCUUUCCGCUGCUCUGACGCCGUCAACGCCUCGGUGCAGUCCUCCCAGAAAGACAUGAUCGAGAGCCUGCAGCCUCUGCUGCCCCCUGCUGUCCAGACCCAAAUCCACAUGCUGAUCCCCAACAGGAAGUUUGACCUGAGCUACGACCUCAACUGCGCCACGCUCUGCUCCGACUUCCAGGAGAACAUCGAGUUUCGCUUCUCCCUGGGCUGGAGCGCCCUGGUCAACCGCUUCUUGGGGCCCGCCAACGCCCAGAGGGCCCUCAAACUGGUGGACCAGAACUUCCAGGUCCCACGCCCGGCACUGCCCAUGGCCCGCACCCCCUCCAGCGGCCCCCCCGCCUUGGCCCCGCCCCAGGAAGGGGCCCUCAUGACCCAGGAGGACCUCAUGCUGUCGGUGGCCACCAACCUGGCGUCCCUCACCUCGCGCACCUCCAUGAGCGUGGUCAUCGUAGGCGGAGUGGUGUGGCGAACGGUGGGCUGGAGGCUGAUCGCCCUGUCGGCCUCGCUCUACACCCUGCUGUACCUGUACGAGAAGCUCACCUGGACCACCAAGGCCAAGGAGCGGGCGCUCAAGCGCCAGUUCGUCAACUACGCCACGGAGAAGCUCCAGCUCAUCGUCAGCUUCACCAGCGCCAACUGCAGCCACCAGGUCCAGCAGGAGAUGGCCUCGACCUUUGCGCGGCUGUGCCAGCAGGUGGACCUGACGCAGAGGGAGCUGGAGGGGGACAUCAGCCGCCUGACCACCAAGGUCCAGCAGCUGGAGAGCGUCCAGGGCCACUCCAAGAUCCUCCGACACAAAGCCACAGAGCUGGAGAUCCUGCUGGAGACGUUCACGGCCCAGUAUCUCCAGCCUCCGCAGUGAUGGACAGCCAUCGCCACAACCCCCUCUCUCUAGCUCUCUCUCUCGAACCUCCAGCUCGAGCACCUGGUGUCGGCCUAGGCCUGUUUGGACCCCCCCCCUUCUGACUUGACUGCCCCCCCCUUUUUUUUCCCCCCACCGCCGUUUUUACGACAUGGGUUAUGAGAACAACACAGGUCCACCCUCAACAGCCCCUCCCCCCCUCCCCUCAGGACAUCUCUCCUCCGAGGAACAGAUGUUUGUAAGUGUGUGUUCCCGCGCUGCGAGUAACCAGAACUGCAGCAAACCAGAACUGCAGAACAAAAACACACUGCCUGUAAUACAAAUGUUUUUGUUUUUGUAUGGCGUGCGAGUCGGUGGUGUGAAUGCGUUCUGAAGACUCAGACGGUACAGGAUCAAUCCGAAAACCUUCACGCAGCUGGAAGACUAGUGGUCCGGUGCUGUAUGUUGACACUACUGUACUCCUGACUGUGAAUAUGCCUUUCAACUAACUUCUGAAGUUUAGCGUGUGUAAAAUAUUUGUAGAUUCCGAUUUUGUUCCUGCAUGGCGAUUUUUAUUCAGAGCAGAGAAUGCUCUGGCUACUUGUGGCAAAGGUAAAACUAACAACAACAAAAAGGAUGAUCAGUGUGAAUUAUCAGGACCCACGCGUACUCGCAACCUGAAAGAGUGUAACUUGAAGGAGAAAGGCCGUUGUUCACUUGAGAUUCUUGUUCAUAAGUGAAACGGUAUUCAUGAUUUCGGAGAACUCAUGUCCAAACUAGGAAAUUGAAGCUGUAUAGAUUGUAGCUUUUUGAUAACUUGAACCAUUUUAUAAGUUACCCUGUUGUUUCUACUAAUUUGACCUUUAACUGAGAAUUUAAACCUUUUCACUUGUAUCAAAGACAGUUAUUUUCUUCCUUGAUGAAUGUGAAUUCUUAUACCUCCUGAUUUGAGAAUCCACUGUAUUAAAUUACUACUUGCCAUGUAAUUUGAGUUCUAUGAAAGUUUGAGUCAGUGGUAUAUGGCAAUUCCUGCAAAUCUCUACAUGUCCAGGCGAUAUUGCACACGGUCAUGAACAAAUGACAAUGCCUCAUUUGAUGCCUCACAGGCAAAAAUACUUUUUUUUAACCCUUUACCUCUUAAGAAUCCAGUCAAAUUUGCCUAAAUGCCAAACAAGGCAUACCCAAUGUAAAUUGAAAGCUGUUCUUGAACAAUUUGGAGUACAUGCAGUAAUGGAAGCUUGAACACAAUGAAAUGUAAAGUUUUUAUUUCCGCCUAGAUUUUGUUUUGCAAACAGAUGCAUGAAGAGGCCUAGGUGGGAGGUAAUAUAUAGAAGACACAAUGGGACCACAGCAUGAAGCCUUACCUAAUCCAAGACAAAAGUCGAUUAUAAUACCACAAUAUAUUCAUAUUUUACAUGUUUUUCUAAGGGUACAUCCAGGCGUGGAGACUCCAAAAGGACCCUUGGUAACCAAGGUCAAAUACUUAGGAUAAAAAGGUAUUACUUUUCAUAAUUGUUGUCUGUAAUGAAAGGUGGUACUUAGAACUAUCAUAUCUCAUAGCGAUAUCCCCUUUUAGUAUUGCUGAAACACAGCAACGGAAGAAUAAACACAUUUAGAGUGCUUUAUCUGAUUCAUCAGUAUUUACCCAGAAAAAGCCCUGCUUCUGUGAGCCAUUUGGCGCGUGGACUUUUACUUUGACAGUUCCAAAGUUACCCCUAAUGUUGCCUAUUGGCCACUGCAGAAUUUCAUUGGCUAUACAGUUAACAGGCAUAUUUAUGAACCAACUGAAGCCAAUUUCAAUUUUGUACCAAAGAAAGAGGCGGUGGGGGGGCAAGACGCACUCAUUUCGGGAGCCACCUGGUUGGCUUUAGAAGCCGAUGGACAGGGCAUGGAAGCUCCUAUUGGGUCAAAUGACGUGUUGCACUCUGAGGUCAGAGUGCAGUGGCCAUUUUGACACCAAUAUAUCGUAAAUAUUCAGAAGCGAACCGAAGUUAGGACCAAUUGUAUGUGAGUGACUGGUCUCUUCAGUUGGCAAAGUCAGAAUGAUGCAACAAGAGUUCAUGGCUAUUUAUUUAUGGAUGUAAUACAUGGUUUUCGACAACAUACUUUACUUGGUUAGAUAGUUUGGACCUUUGGAAAUGUAACCAGACCAUUUUUAUUAGGAUGUUUUGCACAACUGGACAACUCGAAGCCUUCUUAGGUGAGUAGUCUCUCUUUACGUUCAUGUUGUUGACACAUUCAUGGUCAGACAAAUACAUUGAUUGUACCUGCUGUUGCGACUCGAUCUUGUAAUGGUUUAUGUCAAUAGAAUCACAAGACUCGUAGCUUUGCAACGAUAUAUGGCAUGUGUAGCAGUCCAAAAAAAGUGUUGGGGGGGGGUGCAUGGCCCGCUCAUAUCACUAUUCAUGGUUAGCUUUUUGCAAGCAUUUAAGUUGGCUUCAACAAUGCAGUUAUGUGAAAACCAUGGGUUUACGUUUGAAUCCAAGGUCAGACUGUUUCGACUUUGUAGGACACAAAUUCUUAUCAACUCCGAUUAUCCUUGGUUAAAAGCUUUUUUUUUCUCUCUCUUUUUUUAUUGGUUACAAUAUCAACUCAUGGCAACAUAUCGGUAUCACCAAGCCACUGUACAAAUACAAAAAAAAAAUCUGGUGUGAAAAAGACUAUAAAAAAUUAUUCCAUAACAAGUGAUUUUAUAAUUUUCACACAAUAGCACUGUAAGAGAAAUCAUGGCACCAAGUCCCUGGUUUUCACUGGCUUAAACACACACACACACAAAACAAUAAAUAAAGGAAACAAAUCUAAGAAGACUGUUGGGAUCGAUCGGAGAGCCCGGGGGGUGUGGGUUUGGUGACGUGGUGAUCACCAUGAACUGUAACACGUAUCAUUAAAAGGAAAAUGAUCUGGGUGUUUUCUACUAAUUGAGCGCUUGGUUCUCUUGAGCCAUGUUACGAUUUCUUUCAAAGUCCAAGAAAGUGGUUAGUUGCAGUUUGGCCCUUCAAAUUGCCCAUCGGCAGAAACGUAAACAAAAACAAACAAAAGAUGUACAGUCUGCAGAUGAAGGCAAAGCACCCUAGGAUGUCGUGAAUGCUCUUUAUACCCCGUUGCAUCCGAAUGCAGAACUGUGGAUGACCAUGGAUCUAAUUUAA
Osmerus eperlanus (European smelt) is the source of this 5608-nucleotide messenger RNA. It is a transcript of the gene mfn1b, whose product is annotated as mitofusin 1b. Gene Ontology annotation, molecular function: GTP binding; GTPase activity. The record is from RefSeq and is a predicted model, not a curated record. The transcript is spliced from 18 exons. NCBI's taxonomy places the organism in Eukaryota, Metazoa, Chordata, Actinopteri, Osmeriformes, Osmeridae. Gene Ontology annotation, cellular component: mitochondrial outer membrane. The coding region runs from base 207 to 2483 and encodes 758 amino acids. Gene Ontology annotation, biological process: mitochondrial fusion; mitochondrion localization.